AUGGCCGGCAGCAUGAACGCUCAGCACGCCUCUAAGCUCAAGAUGAUGCUGGCCAAUGACGACGAUGAGAGCUCCGACGAUGAAGUGGUCCAGCCGCCGGCUGCACGAGCGUCGCCGUCGCCACCACCGGCGGUCCGCGAGGUCCCGCGCGGGACGAAGCCGCAGCGGAAGACCAGGGCCUCGAGUUGCUCAAGCGAAGGAAGCGAGUCCAACGAGCGCAGGAAAACGACGUCGCGCCGACGAGACGAGGCCAAGCAUAAGAAGCCGAAGAAGGCGCGCGCCAAGACCGCCGAGAGCGAUGGGGACAGCGACCACAACGAGCGCAGGAAGAAGCGGACGUCGGACGAGAAGAAGCACAGGAAGCAAGCCAAAUCGGCUUCGGGCGAGUCGCGCAAGAGCUCGCGCGAUGAGGUCUCGAAGGAUCGCGUCAAACGGAAGCGCUCCGAAUGCGACGAUCCUGUGAAGAAGCGCCCUCGGGAGCAAGCCCUCUCUGCACAAAGCGAAUUCCCUGGGACCGGACUGACGCCUCUCAACGACGGGAUGCCCAUGACGAUGCUGCGAACGAAAGCGUCUCAACCGUCUCGGGACGUUCCACACGCCUCGUCAAGCGCUUCGACGGACGUCCGCUCUGUGUACGAGCCGAAGGCAAGUUCGAUUGUCGCAUCAUCUCCCGUCCCUGCCGCCUUGCCGACGCCCAAGUCAGAGCAAGCUCCUGCCAAGCUUGGGACCCCGUCCUCCAUUCCGGCGUCUCCAUCGACUGCUCGACGCAUCCAGACCGCGUCGCCGUGUCCCACGGACGAAGACGCUUCGAGCGCAGCAAUCGACACGACCGACUUUCUCGACGAGUCGGGCGAGGUCAUCGAAGAAGCGCCCGCGCCAAGCCCGCAGAGUACAAAGGGGAUUGCGACGCCCAACUUUCGUGCGAAAAUGGACGACCGGUCCAAGCCGUCACCGCUCUCGCUGGUCGACGACCACGCUGUGCUUCCAAAGCCCAAGAUGACGCCCCGGGACACGCCGACGUACCCGCCGCGCCCGACGCCAGGAGACACACCGCGAAUGCGGGCACGACCGACGCCCGGUGGUACGCCAAGUCUGCGACCGCGCUCAACACUGGGCGGCACGCCGACGGCGCGGCCAAAGACGACGCCGACGUCGGAAGGGAAGCCACCGCCGCUCUCGCUGGACGCCGACAACUUUGUCAUUCCAAAGACGACGACGGUGCUGCCGCCGCUGCCACCGGGCAAAGGUCCGAGCGACGCCGAGAAGGAGCCGGGCGAGGUCGGUGACGCGCCCCCGGUGCUGGAUUUCCGCAUUCCGAAGAAACCGUCGCUGCGGACAACGCCAACGACGCCAGCGACGCCGUCGGCCAAGCCACUCACAAGUGUGCCCUCGGUGUCAGCACCAAAAGCCCGGCCGCCGACCCCCACCAAGCCGCCCGUCUCGUUUCUGACGUACAGCGGCGUCGACCGCAAGUUUUUCAAGGACUGCCGCCAAGUCAGCUCGAUCUUGCGCGCGCUCACGCCCAUAAUGCGGGGCCGACCGUAUGCGGUCAUUGAGGAGAAUGACGAGAUCUUUGCAGAGAAAAAGUCGCUCGGUCGAAGCGUGCCGAUGAAGGAGUUUCUCGAGCGACCGCCGUCGUUCUACGGCAUCGACCUAACCUGCCCGAUGCCGCCGCGCGCGCUCUCGGCCCAUACCGCAGCGCAGAUGCAGCGGCAGACAAACGAUCCGUAUGGGUCCCUCGUCGAGCUUCAGACGGAGAACCGCGUGUUCCUCCAAACCAAGCUCUACAAGACGACGUUCAUGCCACUCUCGGAGCGUCGGCGCGUCACGGUGCUCUUCCGCCACAUGCGCAUGGAGCAAAAGAGCGCUGGGUUUGGCUUCAACAUGAAGGACAAGUGCUCGGACUUUGCCAAAACGUGCGCCGACCGGUUCGCGAUCGACGGCCGAAAACCCUCGAUCGAGCUCACAGCGUCGGGGAAGCGCGAUCUGCAGCAGAUGAAGCCCACGGCCAUGUACGUGCAUUACUUCUCGGAGGACGACGCGAACGAAGCGCUGCGCCGGUUCCAAGAUGAUGCGGGCGCCAAGUGCGAACGUCAAGACAACAUGUAUGCGGUCAAGCCGCCGCCGGUCGAGAAGAAGCUGCUGCGUCGCGAGCCGGAUCGGCCGCAGCCCGAGCCGCGGCGGCUUUUAGACGCAGCAGUGAACGGCGGGUUUCGCCCCGACGCGCCGCCGCGAUCCCCCCGACGACGCGACCCCGUGUCGCGACGGCCCUCGACCGGGCGUGACCGUAGCCGCUCACUCGAUAGACAGCGCCGGUUGCAGCAAGGCGUGCCGUUGCGGCCUGGGAGUGACCGCAUGCAGCGCACCGAGCCGGUGGACUAUACCCGCCGCGACGACAGGCGCCGCCCAAGUGCCAUUUCGCCACCGCUGCCGCCGCCGCUUCCUCCGACCGAGCCGCGGAUGCACGCAGAGUCGUCUCGGUCGAACGGUGUAUCUAGUACAAGCGACCACAACGCCGCUGGCUCGCUUGACACAAAGUCGUCCAGCGAGCGGGAGGUAUCCAAGCCAGACGUGGACGUCGCCACGAGAAAAACCUUCGAGAAGCCUGUGGACCACCAACGUCGUUCGACUGAGCGCCGGACGACUACAACCACCGGCGAGGCUGUCAAGGUUGCUCCGACUGAGGCCAAAACACCAGCCUCGGAGAGCAAGCCGCAGCCGACGGAGACUGAGAAGACGACCUAUGUGACCGAGAAGCCAGCCACCAAGCCCGAAGACGACAAGGCUGAGAGGGCCGCCGUCGAUAAGUCCAGCACUACCGAGAAGGUUGCGACCCAGUCGGAUGUGCCAUUCAUUGAGCCGGAGAAGGCUGUCGUCGACACCAAGAAGGUACUCUCCAUCGCCGACAAGGUACUUCCCGCCGCCGACAUGAAGCCGACCUCCGCCGACAAGACGCCGACCACCGCCGACAAGACGCCGACCACCGCCGACAAGAUGCCGACCACUGCCGAGAAGCCGGUCGAAACCGCGACCAUCGCGGACGUCCAGCUGCUGUCGACUGCUGCGUCGGCGCGUGAUGCAACCCCGGUGAAGCCGCCGACCGAAACCAAAGCUCAAGUCGAGACGUCCUCGUCGUCUUUGGAAGCCGGUGAACUCCGGUGCAACCAGGAUGGCAUCACCUCACGGGCCUGA
Molecule: messenger RNA, 3192 nt
Organism: Saprolegnia diclina VS20
Lineage: Eukaryota; Oomycota; Saprolegniomycetes; Saprolegniales; Saprolegniaceae
Exons: 3
Coding region: 1-3192 (1063 amino acids)
Source: RefSeq, a predicted model, not a curated record